Molecule: messenger RNA, 3081 nt
Organism: Scylla paramamosain (green mud crab)
Lineage: Eukaryota; Metazoa; Arthropoda; Malacostraca; Decapoda; Portunidae
Product: IQ and AAA domain-containing protein 1-like
Exons: 18
Coding region: 32-2311 (759 amino acids)
Molecular function (GO): ATP binding; ATP hydrolysis activity; protein binding
Source: RefSeq, a predicted model, not a curated record
AGCGGGACGCGGGACGCUACCUGUGAGCGGCAUGUCUUUCAGGACUUUCAUUGAGCUGUGGGCCAAGACACAAGAGGACCUUAUCACCAUCCUAGAAAAGGACCAUGGUCUUCAGGGAACCUAUCAUCCAGAACAACGUAGUGAAGUGAGUUCACGUGUACGGCGGAUGUACAUUCAGUACCUGAGUGUGGCACGACGUCUGGACAUCUGUCAUGAUCUACUAUUGCACCCCCAACGCCGCCAGCUGCUGCGACAUCUGCUCAACAGCACCCUUGGGAGGGUUGUAGAACUCAAGCAUGAGUUGGUGGGACUGGAGUUAAUCGACACAGUGCACUCUGAUGAUGUAAUGGUGGAGCUGAACCUGUCCCCAGAGGACCUCCUAGUGCCUGUUCCAACUUAUGUCAGGAGAGACCGCCUUCCUGUUAUUCUAGAGAGGAAUGCCCUGAUUGACGACUGUCUGCGGAGGGCGGGCUUAGAGGCCGUAUCUGAGGAUGAAGUGCUGCCUCUUAGUGUGCCAGAGGCCAUCUUACUGCUUCAGCGACAUGAGCGGGCCAAGCAAGGCAGGGGCAGGGCUGACCAUCGCAGAGAUAUGCUCGCCAGGCAGGAACGUGAGCGUGGGAGAGGUCGGCAGCAGCUGUCAGUGGAGGCAGCAGUGGUGCGGCUACAGUCAGUGACCAGAGGUAUGCUGGCCAGACGACGUGUGCGGCAGAUGCGCUUCACAGAGGAACUGUUUUUGGGGCUGAGGCCUGAUCCCACUCUAGACCGCAGUUGGGGGAAAAAAUUACGCAAAGUGGAAGAAGCAAGGUACACAGUGCAAGAGGAAAGACAAAAGGAACUUGAAGAGACAGAGAAGCGCAUCCAAACCAGGAUCAUGUAUGAAGAAGGGACCCACCUCCUCACUUCCAUGGAAGAUAAAAUCAGGGAGUGGGUGUUUCAAAAGAAAAAUGAAACUGGCAAAUUCCCUGAUUUGCCAGAAGAGGAAGAGGGAGGAUCUUCAGCCAUUGUGGGUCUAGUGCCACCAGAUGAGGAUGCCACCAGUGAGGAUGCACGGUCCCUUGCAGAGAAGAAGAGUGAGCGGGAGAGGGUGAGAGAGCAAGCUAAGCAGAAGAAGAAGAAAGAAGAGGAAGAACGUUCCAUCUGUUUGCGUCCCUCUAGCUAUGUGGCAGCCAUGCAGGUGGCAUGUGAUCAGUACCAAGAUGUGUGGGCACUGAGGCAGCCUGAGGAGAACACUGAAGAGAGAGCUGAAGAGGACAUGAUUGAAGCAGAACAGCGGGCACGAGUGGAGAUAGAGAUACGGAAGCAAGUAGAUUACUUAAUGCGACAGGAAAUUCAGCAGCUGAAGGAGGAUGUAGAAGGGGAAAAAAGAGGUGCUAAGAAGAAGAAGAGGGUAAAAAAAGGUGGCAAGAAGGGAAGGAAAAGGAAGGAGAAAGAUCUUACUCCAGACAGAACAACUGAGUCACUUUUUGAGGAGCUAGUGCUAAAUGGUAUCAUCAAAAAGGUUCCUGAGGGGAAGCUGAAAGACUUAGUAGGAGAUGUCAACUUAGUUGGGACAGAAGUGUUGGCCAAAACCAGUUAUCCACAGCCAGCCCUUGGGGACAUAAAAAAUGCUCUUACUGAGUACAUCAUCUUGCCUCUUGGUGUGGAUGGUGUGCAUGAAGGAACCUCACUGGUAAAGAGUGUGCUGUUAGUUGGGCCACGUGGAUGUGGCAAAAGUCAGUUGGUGCAGGCAGUGGCUUACGAGGCUGGAGCCACACUCAUGGAUCUGACAGCCACCAAUAUAGUAGGUCGCUAUCCAGGCAGGGCUGGCCUUAAUAUGCUCACUCACCUUGUAAUGAAGGUGGGGCGUUUGUUGCAGCCCACUCUGGUAAUGGUGGAUUGUGCUGACAAAAUGUUCAUGAAAAAGAUACCUAAGACGGACAAAUCAGACCCACGACGCCUUAAGAAGGAAAUGCCUAGAAUGUUAAAAAGCAUAGGCCCUGAGGACAGGAUGGUGUUUGUUGGCAUCACUAAUGCUCCUUGGAACUGUGAUGUUAAGUCCCUGUCAUCAGUAUACCAAAAGAUUUUGAUGGUACCACGGCCAAGCUUUAGUGCCAGAGCCCAGCUGUUGCGACAUCUCAUCACUCUUCAUGGAGCUAAGAUAACACAUAAAAUGGACAUCAGUGGUCUAGCUCGCAUCACUGAUGGAUAUUCAUCUGGACAUAUAUGUAGUGUGGUCAGCCAGCUGUGCCUCCUGGAAUGUGGAUUGCAAUUCUUUCCAAGCAAGUUGAAGUUGUUUGGCAGUUGCAGUACUCCCUUCCCUGUCGAUGGGUGAAACAGAGUGGCAAUCUCACAUUUGCUAGUCAUUACAGGAGACCAGUAGCACCCUUAAAUGCACAUGUGGAUCCCACACUAAACUACACUGGAGGUAGUUAAGGGAAACUGACCCAAGUUAGUGGCAGCUGUGAGAGAGGCAGAAUCUGUAGUGAUAACAGAGUUACCAUGAUACAUUCAAGGCUUGAAUGUGCAGCAGUGGUGUGGUUACCUCACAAGAAAAAGUGUAUGAGAAAAUUGGAAAGACUUUCUUUUUCCUGGCUUUCCUUUCAUCCAUAACUUUCAUGGCUUUUGUGUCUGACAGGAAGAAAUGUGGCAGUAGCAUGAUGCUAGUGGUGAAGGUGUACUACCUGAAAAACCAGAAAGUUUAACCACAUUCUCUGCAGCCUUCCUGGAUUUUUGCUCUUCCUGACCAGGGAGUCAUGUAUUAAGUACAAGUAAACGUCACUGAACAAAUAAUAUUCUAUAGAUUGCCAUGCGGUAAAAGGCCCCAACAUAUGAUACAAUGUCAUUAUUACAUGAAAUCUUGGCCAUGAUUUUUCCUAACACCAUUGCUCAUAUCUACUUUCUCCACAUCACUAUCAGCAUUUCACAUCAGAUGGAAAUAUUUUGCACAUACACAAAUGCAUGCACAUGCACACACACUGCACAACAGCUGUGACAGCCACCCUUAAAUUAUAUUAUAUGGAGGAAGAGAGGAAGCUGGACAUCACACGGUUACAUUUGGUUUCAUCAAGCUACCAGAUGAUGAUUAGGAAAACUGAACCUACC